Molecule: messenger RNA, 3570 nt
Organism: Guillardia theta CCMP2712
Lineage: Eukaryota; Cryptophyceae; Pyrenomonadales; Geminigeraceae
Exons: 3
Coding region: 1-3570 (1189 amino acids)
Source: RefSeq, a predicted model, not a curated record
AUGAUACACGCGCGUCUGGCAGCAGCCUUCGACUUUUACUUGGACCUGGUGACGUGGCGGAAGCGAGCUCGCGAGCUGUGCGGUCGGGUGCUGGGCCGCUGGCUGCAUAGGACGCAGGCAGCAAGCUUCGCGACCUGGAGAGCCGCGGCGGUACGGAGGAGGAGGAUGUGCCUGCUGGCUGACAGGCUGGAGGCGCGGCGCCGAGCUUGGGCGCUCAGCCAGGGUUUCGACCUGUGGCUGGGCCAUGCCGAGACAGGGAGGGCGGCCAGACGUGUAGGAGGGCUCGAGCAAGCUUGCUCGGAGCUGAGCGCCAAGCUGGGUCAUCGGACGGAGAGGCUCGAGGAGCUGGCCCGACAGAGCGUAGCACGGAGGAUACAGGGGCACACGGCCGAGGCUUUCCGGCGGCUGGUAGAGGGCGUGGCUGAGUCACGGAGGCGUCGAGCGCUGGACCGACGCGCGCAGACGAGACGGGAGCUGACGGGUCUCGGGAGAGCCUUCGAAGCCUUCGCUGACGCCGUGUCGGAGCAUCGAGCCUUGCGGGAUCAAGACCGCGAGGUCAGCCGGCUCGAGGGCCAGCUCCAGAGCGAGCAGAGGCGGAGCGAGGAGCUUGCUCAGCACCUUGACGCGCUCAAGCAGUCGUUGCACGCUCGCCUGGAUCGUCAAGCCGCGAGCGACGAGACGCGAGCGGCGUUCGAGGGGCUGAGGUCGGCUACGGGCCGGGCUCGGCGAGCGCGUCAGAUCUGCCGGAAGGCCUUGGGCAAGAUGCGAUGCAGAGACCUGUCGCAGGGGCUGGAGCGCUGGCGGUCAGCGACAUCCGCCGCACGCGUCAGGAGACAAGCUUGCACGAGGGCCGUCAAGCGCUGGCAGGCCGGGCUGGCGUCGCGGGCAUACGACAAGUGGGCAGAAGAAGCCGACAAGGCAAGAUCCGAGAGGCUCCGUCAAGCUCAGCGCGACAGGCGUCAGCUUGCUCUAUGCGAGCGAGUGCUCCGCCGCAUGAUACACGCGCGUCUGGCAGCAGCCUUCGACUUUUACUUGGACCUGGUGACGUGGCGGAAGCGAGCUCGCGAGCUGUGCGGUCGGGUGCUGGGCCGCUGGCUGCAUAGGACGCAGGCAGCAAGCUUCGCGACCUGGAGAGCCGCGGCGGUACGGAGGAGGAGGAUGUGCCUGCUGGCUGACAGGCUGGAGGCGCGGCGCCGAGCUUGGGCGCUCAGCCAGGGUUUCGACCUGUGGCUGGGCCAUGCCGAGACAGGGAGGGCGGCCAGACGUGUAGGAGGGCUCGAGCAAGCUUGCUCGGAGCUGAGCGCCAAGCUGGGUCAUCGGACGGAGAGGCUCGAGGAGCUGGCCCGACAGAGCGUAGCACGGAGGAUACAGGGGCACACGGCCGAGGCUUUCCGGCGGCUGGUAGAGGGCGUGGCUGAGUCACGGAGGCGUCGAGCGCUGGACCGACGCGCGCAGACGAGACGGGAGCUGACGGGUCUCGGGAGAGCCUUCGAAGCCUUCGCUGACGCCGUGUCGGAGCAUCGAGCCUUGCGGGAUCAAGACCGCGAGGUCAGCCGGCUCGAGGGCCAGCUCCAGAGCGAGCAGAGGCGGAGCGAGGAGCUUGCUCAGCACCUUGACGCGCUCAAGCAGUCGUUGCACGCUCGCCUGGAUCGUCAAGCCGCGAGCGACGAGACGCGAGCGGCGUUCGAGGGGCUGAGGUCGGCUACGGGCCGGGCUCGGCGAGCGCGUCAGAUCUGCCGGAAGGCCUUGGGCAAGAUGCGAUGCAGAGACCUGUCGCAGGGGCUGGAGCGCUGGCGGUCAGCGACAUCCGCCGCACGCGUCAGGAGACAAGCUUGCACGAGGGCCGUCAAGCGCUGGCAGGCCGGGCUGGCGUCGCGGGCAUACGACAAGUGGGCAGAAGAAGCCGACAAGGCAAGAUCCGAGAGGCUCCGUCAAGCUCAGCGCGACAGGCGUCAGCUUGCUCUAUGCGAGCGAGUGCUCCGCCGCAUGAUACACGCGCGUCUGGCAGCAGCCUUCGACUUUUACUUGGACCUGGUGACGUGGCGGAAGCGAGCUCGCGAGCUGUGCGGUCGGGUGCUGGGCCGCUGGCUGCAUAGGACGCAGGCAGCAAGCUUCGCGACCUGGAGAGCCGCGGCGGUACGGAGGAGGAGGAUGUGCCUGCUGGCUGACAGGCUGGAGGCGCGGCGCCGAGCUUGGGCGCUCAGCCAGGGUUUCGACCUGUGGCUGGGCCAUGCCGAGACAGGGAGGGCGGCCAGACGUGUAGGAGGGCUCGAGCAAGCUUGCUCGGAGCUGAGCGCCAAGCUGGGUCAUCGGACGGAGAGGCUCGAGGAGCUGGCCCGACAGAGCGUAGCACGGAGGAUACAGGGGCACACGGCCGAGGCUUUCCGGCGGCUGGUAGAGGGCGUGGCUGAGUCACGGAGGCGUCGAGCGCUGGACCGACGCGCGCAGACGAGACGGGAGCUGACGGGUCUCGGGAGAGCCUUCGAAGCCUUCGCUGACGCCGUGUCGGAGCAUCGAGCCUUGCGGGAUCAAGACCGCGAGGUCAGCCGGCUCGAGGGCCAGCUCCAGAGCGAGCAGAGGCGGAGCGAGGAGCUUGCUCAGCACCUUGACGCGCUCAAGCAGUCGUUGCACGCUCGCCUGGAUCGUCAAGCCGCGAGCGACGAGACGCGAGCGGCGUUCGAGGGGCUGAGGUCGGCUACGGGCCGGGCUCGGCGAGCGCGUCAGAUCUGCCGGAAGGCCUUGGGCAAGAUGCGAUGCAGAGACCUGUCGCAGGGGCUGGAGCGCUGGCGGUCAGCGACAUCCGCCGCACGCGUCAGGAGACAAGCUUGCACGAGGGCCGUCAAGCGCUGGCAGGCCGGGCUGGCGUCGCGGGCAUACGACAAGUGGGCAGAAGAAGCCGACAAGGCAAGAUCCGAGAGGCUCCGUCAAGCUCAGCGCGACAGGCGUCAGCUUGCUCUAUGCGAGCGAGUGCUCCGCCGCAUGAUACACGCGCGUCUGGCAGCAGCCUUCGACUUUUACUUGGACCUGGUGACGUGGCGGAAGCGAGCUCGCGAGCUGUGCGGUCGGGUGCUGGGCCGCUGGCUGCAUAGGACGCAGGCAGCAAGCUUCGCGACCUGGAGAGCCGCGGCAGUACGGAGGAGGAGGAUGUGCCUGCUGGCUGACAGGCUGGAGGCGCGGCGCCGAGCUUGGGCGCUCAGCCAGGGUUUCGACCUGUGGCUGGGCCAUGCCGAGACAGGGAGGGCGGCCAGACGUGUAGGAGGGCUCGAGCAAGCUUGCUCGGAGCUGAGCGCCAAGCUGGGUCAUCGGACGGAGAGGCUCGAGGAGCUGGCCCGACAGAGCGUAGCACGGAGGAUACAGGGGCACACGGCCGAGGCUUUCCGGCGGCUGGUAGAGGGCGUGGCUGAGUCACCUAUGGGGAGUGGCAGGUUUGUCGUCUCAUUCAAUCUAAAUGGCAUCAACACUCGCUGUAUUCAGCUUUCAAUCGAUGGACAUCAUGGCAUGAGGAAUCGAUUUAUCAGAAUCGUCGUCAUGAGGGUUGGUCUCGGAAACUUACCUCAGCAAUCUGUCUGA